Molecule: messenger RNA, 1230 nt
Organism: Glycine soja
Lineage: Eukaryota; Viridiplantae; Streptophyta; Magnoliopsida; Fabales; Fabaceae
Product: F-box/kelch-repeat protein At3g23880-like
Exons: 4
Coding region: 1-1230 (409 amino acids)
Molecular function (GO): protein binding
Source: RefSeq, a predicted model, not a curated record
AUGCGAUCAGAGAAGAAAUCAUGUUCGCCACUCCUCUUUGACGAACUCAUCAAGGAAAUCUUGUCUCGUCUUCCCGUGAAACCUUUGAUCCAAUUCAAGUGUGUGUACAAGGGAUGGAACUCCCUGAUGUCAGAUCCCUAUUUCAUCAAAUUGCACCUUAACAAAUCUGCUGCGAAGGACGAUUUGGAACACCUUCAACUGAUGAAAAAUGUCUGCCUCGGAUCCAUCCCUGAAAUCCACAUGGAAUCGUGUGAUGUAAGUUCAUUAUUCCAUUCCCUACAAAUUGAAACGUUCUUGUUCAAUUUCGCAAAUAUGCCAGAUUACCAUCUGGUCGGUUCAUGUAAUGGGUUGCACUGUGGGGUUAGCGAAAUGCCAGAAGGAUACCGUGUUUGUUUAUGGAACAAGGAGACAAGGGUGAUAUCCAGGGAAUUGCCAACGCUGUCUUUUUCCCCGGGCAUUGGUCGUAGAACAAUGUUUGGGUUUGGCUAUGAUCCGUCAAGUGACAAAUACAAGGUUGUAGCAAUUGCAUUGACUAUGCUUUCACUUGACGUAUCUCAAAAGACUGAGAUGAAAGUUUAUGGCGCGGGUGACAGUAGUUGGAGAAACCUUAAAGGUUUUCCUGUUCUUUGGACUUUACCUAAAGUUGGUGGAGUGUAUCUGAGUGGAACCCUUAAUUGGGUUGUUAUUAAGGGAAAAGAAACCAUUCAUUCUGAAAUCGUAAUUAUUUCUGUUGACCUGGAGAAGGAGACUUGCAGAUCACUGUUUCUUCCCGACGAUUUUUGCUUUUUUGAUACAAAUAUUGGAGUUUUUAGAGACUCGCUGUGCGUUUGGCAAGAUAGCAACACCCAUCUUGGCUUGUGGCAGAUGAGGAAGUUUGGAGAUGACAAGUCUUGGAUUCAAUUAAUAAAUUUUAGUUAUUUACAUCUUAAUAUUCGUCCUAAUGAAGAAAAAUCGAUGAUUUUACCAUUGUGCAUGUCUAACAAUGGAGACUUCUUCAUGCUGAAAUUCACUAGAAAUGCUGAUGAUGAAUACCAAACAAUUCUGUAUAACCAGGGGGAUGUUUAUCUAUUCUGGAUAAAUGUACCAAGUUACUUGCUUAAGGGAAUAGAAGAGAAGACUGCCAAGUUGAAAGGAAGUGAGAAGGAGUUGCACGGCAUGAAGCUAGUCAUGCUAUAUGUGGAUGAUGCUUGGACCAAGUUACUUGCUCUGGUUAUCAGACUCCUGGUUUAA